GUUGUAUCUUCCGGCCAGUACCUCGGGAGCGCGCACCGGUCGCUCUAGUGACCACUCACACAUACAAGUAUCCCAGCUAUCCUCGAACAAUGGGUUACCUGGCUUCCUUCCUGACGACGCUGUGGCUGACUUCCACGGCUGCACAGCUUGGCUUCAUCCAGGACUUAACCAAGGAGGUCACGAAGAGAAUACAGAAUGAGGUGCAGGCCGUUGUGGAUCCUCUCGAAAAGACUGUCGCCUACAUCGGCUCUAGUCAUUGUAAACAUGUAAAGAAGCUGUUGGGAGUGACAUAUGAUAACUACGCGUACUCCGGACCAGAUCUAAGCAAGCUCACUUUGGUCUUCACCACCAGGGCCAAAACAGUCACCUACAACUUAACCCUGGCUCCUGAAGAGAUCCCCAAAGAGCGCUGGUUCAACCCUGCGCUGCCCUUCAGGAUCUUCCUGCACGGUUUCACAGACGACCCUUCCAAGUCCAGCUACCAGACCAUUAGCUCGGCCUUCCUUAAACAAGAUGACGUGAACAUAUUGGCUCUGGACGCCAGUUCCUUGAUCCGCUGGUUCUACCUGCGGUCUACCGUCAUGGUGCAGUUCAUAGGAGAGAGGCUCGGAUCCGUACUGGCCGCGUUAGUGCCUGCUGGUCUGGAAGCCUCAAAGAUCCACCUCAUAGGCCACAGUCUGGGCAGCCACAUCGCAGGGUUUACCGCCAAGACGUUCUACAACCAGACCGGGCAGCGUGUUGGCAGGAUAUCUUCGCUUGAUCCCGCCGGACCUUGCUUCUCCAACCUGGAGGUAGACCUGAGGCUUUCCAAGGAAGACGCGAACUUUGUGGACGUCAUACAUACUGAUGCUGGAGUAUUUGGAUUAAAUGAGGCGAUUGGUCAUGUGGAUUUCUACCCGAACGGUGGCUCUGAACAGCCGAACUGCCUGUUCCCAACAUGCAGCCACAGCCGAGCGUGGCUAUUGUAUGCCGAAUCUGUACUGCUGCCGGAGUCCUUCGUCGGGGCGCAGUGCUUAAGCUGGAAGCAGUUUAUGAAAGGAAACUGCGAUUUCAAAGAUACCAGCGUCAUGGGUUACUACUGCCCCACGGACUCCCGCGGCAAGUACGACCUCCAGACCUCGGACGAGUCUCCCUUCGGCCUCAAAGAAGCAGGCCUCACCUACGCCAAUAACGCCAGCAUCAUCAAGAACAUUCAAAACCUAGUCAUGGCCUGGACUGGCCUGGACCUACCUUCAUAUCAUCCAGACCAGAUUCAUGACUGACUUUAUGCACUAGACAUCUAUCAAACCAAUUUAUACUCUGUUCCAAGAGUCGUAGUGUUGUUAAUUGCAGAAAAUAGGUCAUAGUGUCUUGUUUUUUUUUUUGUAGUUUUGCCCAAGUCACAACUGCGUGUGAAAUUGUGCGCCAUCACACAUUAGUAUCAGUGCCAUAACAUCCAGAAAAUGUCAGAAUGAUAAUUAAGAUUUAAUAUAUUGUUUAUAAGCCAUCCUUAUGCUCAAAUUUAUUAUUAAUUUAACUUUAAUAUUCCA
Messenger RNA from Spodoptera frugiperda (fall armyworm), 1529 nucleotides. Its product is annotated as pancreatic triacylglycerol lipase-like. Gene Ontology annotation, molecular function: lipase activity. The record is from RefSeq and is a predicted model, not a curated record. The coding region runs from base 90 to 1262 and encodes 390 amino acids. NCBI's taxonomy places the organism in Eukaryota, Metazoa, Arthropoda, Insecta, Lepidoptera, Noctuidae. The transcript has 8 exons. Gene Ontology annotation, biological process: lipid metabolic process.